GUCGGAAGCCGGAAACACAGCGGCGGUAGCGGUGGCGCUUUCUGGGCAGCUGUCCUCUGGCGCCAUGCGAGGCCUUGGGCCAGGGCUGACGGCGCGGCGCCUCCUCCCUCUGCGGCUCCCUCCACGGCCGCAGCGGCCGCCCGGACCCCGGCUGUCGAGCGGGACGGCAGCGGCGGGCGCCCUAGAGCGGGCCAUGGACGAGCUGCUGCGCCGCUCCGUGCCCGCGAUGCCCGCCUACGAGCUGCGCGAGAAGACUCCGGCGCCAGCCGAGAACCAGUGCGCGGACUUCGUGAGCUUCUACGGCGGCUUGGCCGAGGCUGCCGAGCGCGCCGAGCUGCUGGGCCGCCUGGCGGGGGGCUUCGGUGUGGACCACAGCCAAGUGAUGGAGCAGAGCGCUGGCGUGCUCCAGUUGCACCAGCAGCCGCGGGAGACCGCCGUGCUGCUGCAGGCGGAGGACCGGCUCCGCUACGCCCUGGUGCCGCGCUACCGCGGCCUCUUCCAUCACAUCAGCAAGCUGGACGGCGGCGUGCGCUUCCUGGUGCAGCUGCGGGCCGACCUGCUCGAGGCGCAGGCCCUCAAGCUGGUGGAGGGGCCGCACGUCCGGGAAAUGAAUGGAGUGCUGAAAGGCAUGCUCUCAGAAUGGUUUUCUUCAGGGUUCCUGAACCUGGAACGGGUGACCUGGCAUUCGUCCUGUGAGGUGCUUCAGAAAGUCAGCGAGUCUGAGGCUGUGCAUCCUGUGAAAAAUUGGAUGGAUAUGAAGCGACGCGUUGGCCCUUACAGAAGAUGUUACUUCUUCUCUCACUGCACCACCCCGGGGGAGCCCCUGGUGGUUCUGCACGUGGCCUUGACCAGUGAGAUCUCCAGCAACAUCCAGGUACCUGCCGACGCUCAGGACAAGGCGGGCGUCCCGCAGAAGGUCUUUCUAUAUGGUGACACCCCUGCUGAACUUUCUUUGCAUGUGUUUUCUCCACCUUCCUUUCCCCGCCCCAACCCUGCCUUACAGAAAGAGUUUCCUCACCUUGGGACAUUUUCAAGUCUGUCUCCUAUACCUGGAUUCACCAAAUGGCUUCUAGGGCUCCUGAACUCGCAAGCAAAGGAUCACGGGAGGAAUGAACUAUUUACAGAUUCUGAAUGUAAGGAAAUCUCAGAGAUCACAGGCGGUCCCAUCAGUGAGACCCUCAAGGUCUUUCUCAGCAGCAACGAAUGGAUCAAGUCUGAAAGGCUGGUCAGGGCACUCCAGGCCCCCCUGAUGCGGCUCUGUGCCUGGUACCUGUACGGAGAGAAGCACCGGGGCUACGCCCUGAACCCCGUGGCCAACUUCCACCUGCAGAACGGGGCGGUGCUGUGGCGUAUCAACUGGAUGGCCGACGUCAGCCUCAAGGGCGUCACCAGCUCGUGCGGCCUGAUGGUCAAUUACCGGUACUACCUGGAGGACACGGCCACCAACAGCAUCGCCUACCUCGGCUCAAAGAACAUCAAAGCUUCUGAGCAAGUCCUCAGCCUGGUGGCUCAGUUCCAGAAGAACAGCAAACUCUAAGCCUUUCCUAA
This is a messenger RNA of Hipposideros armiger (great roundleaf bat), 1548 nucleotides long. RefSeq names its product malonyl-CoA decarboxylase (gene MLYCD). The record is from RefSeq and is a predicted model, not a curated record. Lineage: Eukaryota; Metazoa; Chordata; Mammalia; Chiroptera; Hipposideridae. Gene Ontology annotation, molecular function: malonyl-CoA decarboxylase activity. The coding region runs from base 65 to 1537 and encodes 490 amino acids. Gene Ontology annotation, cellular component: mitochondrial matrix; peroxisomal matrix. Gene Ontology annotation, biological process: malonyl-CoA catabolic process; acetyl-CoA biosynthetic process; fatty acid biosynthetic process. The transcript is spliced from 4 exons.